Messenger RNA from Pieris macdunnoughi, 2691 nucleotides. The record is from the annotation of a GenBank genome assembly. Lineage: Eukaryota; Metazoa; Arthropoda; Insecta; Lepidoptera; Pieridae.
AUGGAAGCAACAGGGGAUAGCAACUUGGACCUUGAUGAACCAUCAAAAUGGGGACUAAAAUUGCUUCUCAAUCAUGAAUAUCCUCUGCAGACAAAACAGCUACUUAUACCAAAACCAAAUCAGAUCCUUGAUUUGGUGCCGCUUUCAGCAAGAUAUGUGAAGUAUUACUGUGCGAAAAGAAUGCAAAAGAAGCGGCCCAUAAUGGAUUAUUUUAAUACAAUUAAUGCACAAAGGAUACAUGGUUGCCCCAUUGGUGGUAUUGGUGGUGGAACUAUAGGUAGAGGAUUCAAAGGAGAAUUCUGUAGAUUUCAGUUGUAUCCUGGUAUAUAUGAAUACAUAACUGUACCAGAAUGCCAGUUUAUAGUCAAUAUUAGAAAUGAACAGAAUGUAACUAUAUUUCAGUCAGUUUUGUCUACAUAUAACAAACCAAAGAAAGCACCGACAUCUUGGGAAUGGAAUCUAGACAGUUCUCAAUGUGAAUAUACUGCAUUGUAUCCAAGAGCGUGGACCACUUAUGACCUUUCCAAAUAUGGAAUAAAAUUAGUCUGUCGCCAAAUAUCACCGAUUAUACCGCAUAACUAUAAGGACUCGAGUCUACCCUGUGCGGUUUUUGUUUUUACCGCCAAAAACGUGUGUAACGAACGUCGCACCGUAAACAUAACGUUUACAUGGACCGAGAUACCAGUUGGAGUGAAUAAACGUAAAAAUAGUGGGAAGCUAGACUUGGAGAGGUAUUCAGAAGAGAAUACGUGCGGAGUGACAUUAGAACAAAGAGUUUCUGACACUCAACUCACGUUUACGAUAGCCAAGAAUAAAUCCGAGAACGAGACAAUACACGAGGGUUACUGCUUGUGGAAUUCGUUGAAGACGUCCAGUUAUGUAUGGGAGUGUAUUAAGAAGAAUGGCAAACUAGAACCAGAUCCUAGUCAAAGUGCAACUCCUCCCAAAGGCGAAAAGGAUAAAAUUGAUGAUAGCGAUAAACCAAAGAAAAUUUAUAAAAAUGAUUCCAUUGGUCUGUCGAACUCCAUAUCAUUGGAUCCUGGUGGAUGUGAUGUUGCAGAGUUCUGCCUUGUUUGGGAUAUGCCUAUGAUAAAAUACAAGAAAGAGAGAAAGGUGCAUAAACGAUAUUACACAAAAUAUUUCGGUAGUGACGGUAUAGCGGGUGCGAGCAUAGCUGCGUACGCGCUUCGGAACUAUAAGAGUUGGGAGAAGCAACUCGCAGAGUGGCAGGACCCAAUUCUUAAUAACAGCAAUAUACCAGAUUGGUUAAAAAGUGCCUUAAUGAAUGAGCUUUACUACGUGGCGGACGGUGGGACUAUUUGGUUUGAUGUCAGCGAAGACUUUCCUGAGACUGAUCCUAGACAUGAUUUCGGUGUAUUCGGUUAUUUGGAGGGUCAUGAAUAUAGAAUGUAUAAUACAUACGAUGUACAUUUCUAUGCAUCGUUUGCCUUAGCACAAUUGUGGCCUAAUUUACAAAGGUAUAAUUGCGUUGUAUUACAAUAUAUGUACCGAGACGCGAUAGCUCUGGAGACUACUCAAUGCCGACAAUCUCUAUAUGAUGGGAAAUAUGUAAAAUUCAAAAUAAAAGAAUCCAUUCCACACGAUUUGGGCGAUCCAGAGGACAUCCCAUUCACAAACAUAAACGCGUACAACAUACAUGACGUGUCCGAAUGGCGCGAUCUAAACCUCAAAUACAUCCUCCAAGUCAUGCGUGAUUAUCGUCUAUUAAGGGCCUACAGUGCCCCAUUCCCAAACGAACGUUACUAUUCCAUGGCCUAUAUAGAUGACGUAAGAGAGGGAACAGAAAACGAUCUCUACACACGAUCAACGGAACAACCGGAUGAGAAAUCGCCGGAUUUAUCCGUCGACUUAUCUCUCGACCCUUCACCCGUACCCAACAAAGAGGUCCCUGAUAUUCUGGAUCUCCUCUAUCGCAGCUCAGAAGUAGUGCAAGAGUGUCAGGAGAUAGAAGAUCCCAAAGAAACGGUUACGACUUGGAAUGCAAAGCAGUAUUUGAUGGAUAUGUAUCCGUCGUGUGCGGCGUUGCUUAGGAAGGGAUUGUUGUGGGACAAGGAUGGAGAUGGGUUGAUUGAAAAUGGUGGUUUCCCCGAUCAGACUUAUGAUGCGUGGGUUAUGUCUGGACCUAGUGCUUAUUGUGGUAGUCUCUGGGUGGCUUCAAUAAGUGUAGUCCGAGCGAUGGCACACAUACUCGGACAAGAAGAAGAUGAAAGAGAGUUCUCGAAAAUUCUAGAACGAGCCAAAACGUCGUUUGGUGAUAAAUUGUGGAAUGGAAGCUUCUAUAAGUUCGAUACUAAGCCCUCGAAUAAGAAUGUCGUGAUGGCGGACCAGUUGGCUGGACAGUGGUUCCUCCGCGCAUCUGACUGGAACGAGGAAGUGUUCCCCGAAGCAAACAGUAUGGAAGUAUGGCCUGGUGUCACCUUUGGGCUUGCCUCGCUCAUGAUAUAUGAAGGUAUGCAUGAGCAAGCAUUUGCAAUGGCUGGUGGUCUCUACAAUACAUUAACUAAAAUGGGCUUGGCAUUCGAGACACCCGAAGCCUUAUACGAAAAUGGUAACCACAGAUCCAUAGCGUAUAUGCGGCCUCUUUCGAUAUGGUCAAUGUAUCAGGCGAUUAUUGCUAGGCCGCCGCGAAUUAACCACGUAAAUGGACAAAUACAUGGAAAACAUUUAUAG